AUGGAUAAGAAUCAAAUUCAUCGCCUAAAGCUCACAAUCUUCAACAAGUCGAGAUCAAUUGGACAUGUUCACGUAUUUGGCGACAGUUCAAAUGGCCGAAGUGAAAUCGUGCGGCAAAUAAUACGACAAAACCAUCAAAAUUCAUGGGUUUGCGCAUUCGGCGAUUUAAUGUACGCCGAAGGCUCUGCGAAACUUCUUCUCGAAAAUCUUGCAAAUGAGCUCGGCAUUCGACCAAAAAGCGAUAAAAUAGAAGAUUUCUUUUAUAACGUCUAUAAUUUUGCCGAUUGGCCGAAAGAAUCGAAGAAAAAACAGCUAUUACUGUUUUUGGACAAUGCCCAUGCGGUCGUAAAGUACCAUCCAGUGUAUAUGAGAUGUUUCUUCAAUUCCUAUAAAUGUAUUCCUGAAAUGACUGUCCGAUUCGUCACAAGUGCCCCAUCUUGUUGGGAAACCUAUCAAACGAGCAUCGCACUUGGCCAUUUGCCGAUCAUCCAAUUCCAUAUUCGGGCUCCGAAUGAGGUCAAUGUGCUCGAGCUCAUUCUUAAAUCCAAUUCGAAAAUGAAUCCGACGUUUGCCAGAAUGGGAGUCACUGCGUUGUUUCAGCAUUGUCGAGCACCCAAUACCCUUCUAUCCAUUAUCUCCGACGCUUAUAAGGAAUACGAUAUGAGGGAGAAUAUCGAUGUUACGAAAGUCAACGAGCUUCUCAAAAAAGCUGCCGAACCAAAAUUGGGAAUUGGGCGGCCAAAGGAGGACAUCGAGAACGCCACGGAUAGUUUCGAAUCAAUGCCGCUUUCGAUGCGCUUUUUACUUCUGGCUGCGUAUUGUGCAAGUAAUAAUGCGCCAAAUACGGAUCGCCGGUUUUUUGUCAAGAAUCACGGUCGAGACAAGCGUUCUGAGAAGCAAGAGAUUCAUUCCGAGCAAGUGCGCCAACUGAAGGACAUGGAGCCGAAAACCGCCGAUCUGCAACGCAUUAUUUGCAUUUAUGAGACAUUGGUGCGGUUUUGUCUCGACAAACCAAUUCGGGGUUUCGAUGUCAAAAAUGUGUUGUCUUCGCUUCAUUCCAUGGGUCUUGUGACGACUACAAGCCUCUCGAAUCUCGACCAACCAAAGAUCAAGUGUAUGCUUUCAUUGGAAAGUGCAUACAGAAUUGCGGCAUCCCUCAAAGUUGAGCUUCGCAAUUAUUUGGAAUACACAAAUUGA
Molecule: messenger RNA, 1197 nt
Organism: Caenorhabditis bovis
Lineage: Eukaryota; Metazoa; Nematoda; Chromadorea; Rhabditida; Rhabditidae
Source: the annotation of a GenBank genome assembly